Fusarium verticillioides 7600 is the source of this 252-nucleotide messenger RNA. RefSeq lists its product as hypothetical. The record is from RefSeq and is a predicted model, not a curated record. NCBI's taxonomy places the organism in Eukaryota, Fungi, Ascomycota, Sordariomycetes, Hypocreales, Nectriaceae. The transcript is spliced from 4 exons. The coding region runs from base 1 to 252 and encodes 83 amino acids.
AUGGCUAUUCCUCCGUCCGAAUUGGGCCAGUCUGGCAAUCAAACCGCCUUGUCGGUAUCGAGAAAUUCAUCGCGGUUUCUUGGCUACAUAAACGCUGCAAAUCUAACGCCUGUUUACCAGAGAGAGAUAUUAAGAGAGUGGGCCCCAUACUCGAACCGCAACAACGCAUGGGGUCGACAGCCUGAGAACUACGUUGAUGUCGAGCAUGGAGUUGUUCGUAAAUGGGAGGGACAGCAAACCGAAGGGCUGUAG